This is a messenger RNA of Plectropomus leopardus (leopard coralgrouper), 2965 nucleotides long. Its product is annotated as transforming growth factor beta-3 proprotein-like. The record is from RefSeq and is a predicted model, not a curated record. Gene Ontology annotation, biological process: transforming growth factor beta receptor signaling pathway; regulation of cell population proliferation. Gene Ontology annotation, cellular component: extracellular region. Gene Ontology annotation, molecular function: cytokine activity; growth factor activity; transforming growth factor beta receptor binding. NCBI's taxonomy places the organism in Eukaryota, Metazoa, Chordata, Actinopteri, Perciformes, Serranidae.
AACCUGACAGCCAGCGGUCUGCCUCCGCACAGACAACACAGAGCCAACAUCACACUUUAAUGACAGAAAAGAGGAGAAAUAUGCCAAGCGGCGGGACGACUUAAAUCGACUGGACUGAGCACAAGAAUGCAAAAGAAAAGUUUGUUUCUACAGAUCUGUUUGUGCCGGAUAAAUGUCACACAUGCGGAAUAGUUUCUGUUCGGGACUUUUGAAUUGAGUAAUGUCUAAUGGGCGAACACAUACUUGGAUUUCUGCUGAUAACAAAAGGGACUGCCACGAUAAAACGAACUAAGUGCGGAGUUUUUCAUCAUUAGUUCCCAAAGGAAGUAAAAAGAAACAACAGUUAUCAGUUUGACUUCAGUGACACUGACCUGCACAUUUCAACUACAGAGCGAACCAAAUGCAGAGAGAAAGAUGCAUUUGGGUAAAGCUUUGCUGUUUGUCCUCCUCCUCAACUGCGCAACUCUGAGCUCAUCUCUGUCAACUUGUGCCACCGUGGAUAUCGAUCAUGUGAAGAGGAAGAGGGUCGAGGCGAUACGGGGUCAGAUUUUGAGUAAACUCCGACUGACAAGUCCUCCGCAGUCUCUCGGACCGAAUAAGAUCCCGUAUCAGAUCCAGGCUCUGUACAACAGCACCAAGGAGCUACUGGAGGAGCUCAGGAGGGAUCGGCAGCAGAGUUGCGGCCAGGACAACACAGAGACAGAGUACUAUGCCAAAGAGAUAUACAAAUUCAACAUGGUCUACGGACCGCCAGAAAGCAACGAUCUGCUCUACUGCCCAAAAGGCAUCACCUCUAAGGUUUUCCGCUUCAACGUCUCCGCCAUGGAAAGGAACGCAACCAACCUCUUCAGAGCAGAGUUUCGAGCUCUGAGGGUGCCAAACUCAAGUUCCAAGAGGAAUGAACAGCGGAUUGAGCUCUACCAGAUUGUGAGGCCAAACGAACACAUUAGAAAACAACGCUACCUUGCAGCCAAGAACGUGCUGACCAAAGGAACUCCAGAGUGGGUCUCCUUCGAUGUGACUGAAACUGUGAGGGAGUGGCUGAUGAACAGAGGAAGUAAUCUGGGUUUGGAGAUCAGUGUGCACUGUCCCUGCCACACGUUCAACCCAAACGGUGACAUCAUUGACAACGAGAACGAGGUGCUGGAGGUGAAGUUUAAAGGCGUGGAUGGAGAUGAGGAGCACAGUCGCUGGGAUCUGGAUCACCUGAAGAAGAGAAAGGACCAGUACCUGCCUCACCUUAUCCUCAUGAUGAUCCCACCCCACCGCCUGGAAACUCAGUCUACACGCCGACGCAAGAGAGCUCUGGACACAAACUACUGUUUCUCAAACACGGAGGAGAGCUGCUGUGUUCGCAAGCUCCACAUCGAUUUCAGGCGUGAUUUGGACUGGAAGUGGAUCCAUGAGCCCAGUGGUUACGAUGCCAACUACUGCUCCGGGCCAUGCCCUUACCUGAGGAGCUCAGAUACAACACACAGCUCGCUGCUGAGCCUGUACAACACUCUGAAUCCGGAGGCAUCAGCCUCCCCCUGCUGCGUCCCUCAAGACCUGGAACCCCUCACUAUACUCUACUACUCUGGACGGACCCCCAAAGUGGAGCAGCUCUCCAACAUGAUCGUCAAGUCCUGCAAAUGUAGCUGAGAAGAUGUGAACGGCAAGGCAGCACGGCAGGAUUUUACUAGGUACUGACGAAAAACCCAUGCUCGUUGACUUUUGGACUCUUAGCUGUGACAAAUACUUAAACUGACCCUGUGGCCUCGUGGCUUAGAUCUGAACACCACUUCUGGAGGUCACACAUUUUUGUAAGGAUGCAGAUUGUCUGAAAAACUUGAGAUCAUCAUUUUUUGUUUUGAUUUUUCCCGUUCCCACUCUGGAUGACAGGUAGUUAUUUUCAUUAAAAAAUCCAAGCCAAACAUCAUCUUGCAAUCAAAGUAUGAUAUUAAAAUAUUCCCUUGUAGAUUUGUGGAGGUGAACACAUUCCUAAAGAUUGCAGAAAGCCCUGUACAAAUCGAUCUGUGACAAAGCGGGAGCUGCUUCAUGGACCAUGAAUGAACUCAUUUUGUGGAAUAUUUUCUGCUUCAGAGUUGAAGAAAAUAUUCCACAAAGUUUAAGUCUCUACAUUGUCAGUGGAGCAGCUUUCCUGUCUCUACCCUUGAUGAUAACAUUGUUUAUAGUCAUAAAUAUAGAUUGUGCCCUACUGAGUGGUCGAAGAGUCCUUUCAGGCUGGAUUUUACCUUUGCCUUAAGUUCCCUUCCCUUCAAACAGUGGACAUUAUCUUCAAACACAAAAGGAGAAAGGACAGACUCGCUGCUGUAUCCAAAGCCAUAGCUGUGGUCAGGGAAAAGGAGAGCUGAGAGAAUGCCUGCUGGAUUUGCAAUGGAAAGUGAAUGAACAAAGAAGUUGAGCCAAGCUUUUCUCUUUUUGGCCAGCCAGCAGCAAUGGCCUUUUUUUUUUUUUUUUUUUUUUUGCGGUGCAUCUAUUAGAAUGGAUGGAGGAAGAAGAAGAGGAGGAGGAGGAGGAAUAGAAGGAGGAGGGGACCUGUAUGGAAGCAAAGGACUGUGAUGGAAACAAGCCAUGAGCACACUGCCAUUCACUGGAAGUUCUCAUCUCUAACAGGUUCAAAUUAUUUCUGGGACAUCAAAGAAUAUACUGGAAAAAAAACAUGUGUUAUGCAACAGGUUUUUAUGGGAUUUCUUUUACAUUAAUAGCAGAUUUGGUCUGUUAUGCAACUUGUCAUAUAGAGAUUGUUUCACUUACUGGGACAAAAAUUGACAUGUAUCUCCAUUGGUGGAAACACUUUUAUAUUGAACUAAGGGUACUGUUACAUUUUCUUGUGAUUUAGAAAGAAUGCAGCUUUUUGUCCAUGUACAAAUGACUUUGACCUGUUGUAUGUGAUCCAGUGUAUGUUUGACUAAAGUGUAUUAAAAGGGGAGUAUUCCCAGAAAGUUCAAUCAGAGCAAUUUUC